AUGGCGGACCGCAAAGCGCUCAACCACUACUACCCUCCGGACUUUGAUCCAUCCAAGAUCCCACGUCGCAAAGCACCCAAGGACGCCCAGCAAACCGUCCGACUCAUGGCCCCCUACUCGAUGCGAUGCAACUCCUGCGGCGAGUACAUAUACAAGGGCAAGAAGUUCAACGCCCGCAAAGAGCUCGUGCUCGGCGAAGACUACUACGGCAUCAAGAUCUUCCGCUUCUACAUCCGCUGCACCCAGUGUUCCGCCGAGAUCACCUUCAAGACCGACCCCAAGAAUGCGGAUUACACGGCUGAGCACGGGGCCAGCAGGAAUUUCGUUCCCACAAAAGAGGACGAUGAAGAAGGGGAGGAGGAAAAGCUGUUGACGGAGGAGGAGAAGCUGGAGAGGAAGCUGGAAAAGAUGGAGGGGGAUCCGAUGAAGCAGUUGGAAGCGAGGACGUUGGACUCACGGAGAGAGAUGGAGAUCCUGGAUGCGCUGCAAGACAUUCGAACGCGCAACGCCCGACUCGAACGCGUGGAUACAGAUGCAGUUCUCGCCAAACUGCACGAUCGAUCCACAGGUCCAUCUCCAGCGGUCACCGCAGAAAGUCUCGAAGAGGAGGAACACGCAAGAGCGGCAGAGGAAGAUGAAGCCCUCGUGCAAAAGUAUUUCGGCAGAGCGCUCGAUUCGACCGGUUCGAACGGAAACGGUGUUGCGGUCAAGCGCAAGCUGGAAGACGAAGAUGCCGAACCCGACGUGCACGACCUGCUAGCGAUGAAGGCUGCGGCUGCGACGAACGUUGUAGCGAAACCACCAUCCACGACGCUAGCAGCAUCGAUACCUGCGGUGAAGAAGAAGAAGAACGCACCGAAUGCCUUUGGUCUGGUGCGCAAGCAGAAGUGA
Molecule: messenger RNA, 891 nt
Organism: Pseudozyma hubeiensis SY62
Lineage: Eukaryota; Fungi; Basidiomycota; Ustilaginomycetes; Ustilaginales; Ustilaginaceae
Exons: 1
Coding region: 1-891 (296 amino acids)
Biological process (GO): mRNA splicing, via spliceosome
Cellular component (GO): U2-type catalytic step 1 spliceosome
Source: RefSeq, a predicted model, not a curated record